This is a messenger RNA of Chelonus insularis, 2811 nucleotides long. Its product is annotated as NAD kinase-like. The transcript has 8 exons. Gene Ontology annotation, biological process: NADP+ biosynthetic process; NAD+ metabolic process. Bases 570 to 1841 code for a protein of 423 amino acids. The record is from RefSeq and is a predicted model, not a curated record. Gene Ontology annotation, molecular function: NAD+ kinase activity. Lineage: Eukaryota; Metazoa; Arthropoda; Insecta; Hymenoptera; Braconidae.
UCAUUCGCUGUAAGACUUUACCUGUGUUCAUUUCGAUCUAUCUAGAAUUAUAGCUUUUAUAGAACGCCCAUAUCAUUAUUAACAGAAACACAAAAACUACAGUAAAAUCAAUUUUGUUUGAAACUUUUUGUGUGAUUUGUUGAUCAUUAAAACAAACAAAAUAAUUAGUUUACUCUGAUUUGAAGUAAAAAAACGAAGUGAUUAAAUAACUCAAGUUGAAAGUGAUUGUUUAGUGAUAAAAAAGGAGUAAAAUCUUACUCAAACCUGAUUUCUAAUUUUUUUUUACAAUUCUUAUUGACACUUGAUUCCAUCUUCAAGUAGCAAUCGAACUGUUUCAAGCUGACUCACUUCAGGAAUUUGCAACGUCACGUGUUCACUCGUGCAUUCCUGUCUAGGUGCUUGCUCCAAUACGGCUCUUCACAUACUAUAUACUAGUUUAACUUCUACUGUCACGUGAUUAAUUAAUUUGAUUAAAGUUGCAUUCUUUGCAAGUAUAUUUGUUGUAAAAUGGCAUUAAGUAAUCACUGAAAAAUAAAUAAGACAUUAAGUGUUACAUAGUAAACAAAAGUAUGGAUCAAGUGUCACCACUAAGGGAUGGGUCGUUGAUUGGUUUUAUCGAUGGAAAUUUUGAAUUCGACCAAAUUGAUAAUGAUAGUAAUAAAAUAAAUACUGACAAUGGACAGAGAAAUCGUGUUCUAAGGAGAACCAGAAGUCUUAAUGCUCCGAGCCCUAUUCAACAGUUUGGGCCAUGCGGUCGAAUAAUGAAAAAUUCAGCCAUGGUUAUGACUAUCCAGGAUCCAGCUUCCCAGCGAUUAACAUGGUACAAGCCACCAUUAACAGUUUUAGUCAUUAAAAAAGUUCGAGAUUCUUCAGUUCUACCUCCGUUUGUUCAAUUAGUUACAUGGCUAAUAGAGGAAAAACGAAUGGUAGUAUUCGUAGAAGCUUCAGUUCUUGAGGAUCCAGCAUUAGCACGGGAUCCGAGGUUUCAAGGAGUCAGAGAUCGUUUACAAACAUUUAGAGAUGGAACAGAUGAUCUUCAGGAUCGAAUUGAUUUUAUUGUAUGCCUUGGAGGCGAUGGAACUCUUCUUUAUGCCAGUCUUCUAUUUCAACAGUCAGUUCCUCCUGUGAUGGCAUUUCAUCUUGGUUCUUUAGGUUUCUUAACACCUUUCGAGUUUGAUAACUUCCAGGAACAAGUUACAAAUGUCUUAGAAGGGCAUGCCGCACUUACGUUAAGAAGCAGAUUAAGAUGUAUAAUAAUGAGGAAAGGCGAAGAUGGCCAGCCAACAAAACCGCCAACAAAUUUAUUAGUCUUAAAUGAAGUAGUGGUUGAUCGUGGACCAUCACCAUAUUUAUCAAAUAUUGAUCUCUAUAUCGAUGGCAAACAUGUAACAAGUGUCCAAGGUGAUGGGUUGAUAGUUAGCACACCUACAGGAUCAACAGCUUAUGCAGUAGCUGCUGGUGCUAGCAUGAUUCACCCAUCUGUACCAGCAAUUAUGAUCACACCAAUUUGUCCGCAUUCUUUGUCCUUCAGACCGAUUGUUGUUCCUGCUGGUGUUGAGUUAAAAAUUAAGGCUAAUAGUAAUGCAAGGAAUACAGCCUAUGUCUCGUUUGAUGGUCGAAACCAACAAGAACUCCAUGUUGGGGACAGCUUGAGGGUAACAACAUCAAUCUAUCCAGUACCCAGCAUUUGUGCAACAGAUCAAAUUACUGACUGGUUUGAUUCUUUGGCUGAAUGUCUUCAUUGGAAUGUUCGCAAGAGGCAGAAACAUUUAGAUGAACUAAGUGAUCUUACACAUUCAUCCAGCAAUGAUACAUUAGAUUCGCUCGAUCGCGAUAGCUAGGGUUUACAAAUAAAUUUAAAUUGAUAGAUCAACAUAAGAUAAAUGUUAAGAUUGAUGCAAAAAUGUUUAAAGAUCAGUACAAUUACCAUAAAACCUUAACGUUUUUGACAGAAAAACAUUAUUAUUAAAUAUAAGAAUUCUGUUAAGGUAAAUUCUUUUUUUAAUUUUUUUUAACAUAAUAAUUUUUGAUUUUAUAGAUAAAAAUACUUUUUGAACUAAAUGAAUUUUUCAAAAGCACUUGAACACUUGUUUACAGUAUUUAAAAGAAUUUAACUAGUUCAAAAUAAUGACUGUACUUAAUUCUUAAAUUUUUUUUAAAUUUCUAAUAUUUGCAUCAAUUUAAUGGGCAAUGAUAUAAGUUAAUAUAAGUCAUCCGUAUCAUCAUACCUGAAAAUAUUCAAUUUAACAAAUUGUAAUUACUAUAAAAAUGAUAAUUAAGAUUAAUAGAUUUUUAAAUAAGUGUACAAUAACAAUAUCCGUGAAUCGUCGAACGUCUAAUAUGGAUUAUUUUUAAUAUAUAACAAGUGUUAUGUUUGUUAAAGAAUAAACUAAAAAGCCAUAAUCACUGUCAAAACAAUAUAUUAUUGCUCAAAUAUCUAUCAAAAUAAAAAGAAAAAGAGUUAGAGGCUGAAAAGGCAAAAGAUUCUUAAGUAAUUUUGAUUAUUUUUUAUAUAAAGAUUAAAUUGAUUAAUAUUUAUUAAUCAAUAAUUCAUUAGUCAUAAUAUUUGUUAAUAAUCAUGACUUUUAUAAUUAUUUGUCAAUCUCAUGAAAAUAACCAAUGUAAAAAGAACAUUUAUAAAAUUUUAUGAUAAUUAUCAGUUGUAAAAUUAGUUCAGAUAGUUUUUUAUAGGGAAAUUUGGGUAAAUUCUAAGUUUGUUAUAUUAUAAGAUUCGUAGGAUUAUGCCCAUCGUCAUUAUUAUAAAAUAAAAAAUAUAUAUAUAUAUUUAUCUUAUAAGAAAGAAAAUAGCAU